Molecule: messenger RNA, 1599 nt
Organism: Dama dama (fallow deer)
Lineage: Eukaryota; Metazoa; Chordata; Mammalia; Artiodactyla; Cervidae
Gene: TRIM69
Product: tripartite motif containing 69
Exons: 7
Coding region: 205-1599 (464 amino acids)
Molecular function (GO): protein binding
Source: RefSeq, a predicted model, not a curated record
GGCAUGUGGGAUCUUAGUUUCCGGAACAAGGACUGAACCUGCAUCCUCUGCAUUGGAAGCACAGAGUCUUAACCACUGAACCACCAGAAGUCUUGUCUCCAGGUAUCUUCCAACCUCUCCUCCAACACUGACUCAGACAGCUACGGUGAAGUGAAUGAUUUGAUCACCCAAAUAUCCUCCAAAGUGCAGAUACAAGAUAUUACUAUGGAAUUACACUGCCCACUGUGUAAUGACUGGUUUCGUGAUCCACUAAUGCUAAGCUGUGGCCACAACUUCUGCCAAUCUUGUAUCCAAAAUUUUUGGAAGCAGCAAGCAAAUGAAACAUUCUGUCCUGAGUGUAAGAUGUUAUGUCAGUACAGCAACUGUACAUUUAACCUUGUACUGGAGAAGCUAGUAGAGAAGAUUAAGAAGCUACCCCUGCUCAAGGGCCAUCCACGGUGCCCAGAGCAUGGAGAGAACCUGAAACUGUUCAGUAAGCCAGACGGGAGACUAAUUUGCUUUCAAUGCAAAGAUGCUCGAUUGUCUGUGGGGCAGUCUAAAGAAUUCCUGCAGAUCUCUGAUGCUGUCCGUUUCUUCACGGAGGAGCUUACCAUCCAUCAGGGUCAACUGGAGGCAACCCUGAAGGAGCUUCAGUCCCUGAAGAAUAUGCAGAAAGAUGCUAUUGCUGCUCACAAGGAAAACAAGCUACAUCUGCAGCAACACAUCUCCCUGGAGUUUCUAAAGCUGCAUCAGUUCCUGCACAGCAAAGAAAAGGACCUUUUAAGUGAGCUCCGAGAAGAGGGGAAAGCCUUGAAUGAGGAGAUGGAGCUGAAUCUGAGCCACAUUCAGGAACAGUGUCUCCUAGCCAAGGAGAUGUUGAUGAGCAUCCAGGCACGGAUGGAGCAGCAGAACCCCUUCGACUUUCUCAAAGACAUCACACCUCUCUUGGACAGCCUGGAGCAAGGAAUGAGAGUGCUGACGCCCAAGGAGCUUGUCUCCAGAAAGCUGAGCCCAGGCGUGUUCAAAGGGCCCAUCCAGUACACGAUGUGGAGGGACAUGCAGUCCGCCCUCUCCCCAGGCCUAUCUCCAUUAACUCUGGACCCUAAAACUGCUCACCCAAAUCUAGUGCUCUCCAAAAACCGAACCAGUGUGUGGCAUGGUGACAUUAAGCAGGUAAUGCCUGAUGAUCCAGAGAGGUUUGACUCAAGUGUGGCUGUGCUGGGCUCAAAAGGCUUCACAUCUGGAAAGUGGUACUGGGAAGUAGAAGUAGCAAAGAAGACAAAAUGGACAGUUGGAGUUGUCAGAGAAUCCAUCCUUCGGAAGGGCAGCUGUCCUCUAACUCCUGAGCAAGGAUUCUGGCUUUUAAGACUAAGGAACCAAACUGAUCUAAAGGCUCUGGAUUUUCCUUCUUGCAGUCUGAAACUGAGUAACAACCUCAACAAGGUGGGCAUAUAUCUAGAUUAUGAAGGAGGACAAGUGUCCUUCUACAAUGCUAAAACUAUGACCCACAUUUACACCUUCAGUAGCACGUUCAUGGAGAAACUUUACCCUUACUUCUGCCCUUGCCUUAAUGAUGGUGGAGAGAAUAAAGAACCACUGCAUAUCUUACAUCCACAGUAA